GCCCCCGGACUCGUGCUCACGCCUCUGCGCCGGCUCUUGGGCGCUACGUGGGCUGCCGGCUCGUCUUCCUCGUGCCUCAGUCUCCCCAGCUCUCCGCCAUCCCUCUCGGACCAGUUCUAGAAGUGCCCAGCAUCCUGCUCUAUUGUCCCCGCCGCGAGGCCCCGCACACCAGCUCACUUUUUCCUCUGAGAUCGGGAGCACAUUACUCAUUCUUCCUCUUUCCCCUCCUUGCUGACUCCUCGGCUCUGGGGACAGCCCGGAGGGAGGCACUAGGCCCCCUGCUCUGGCCCGCGCUGUAGGGCCCGCCUCGGUGGACUGAGUUCUUCUCGGCCCCAAAGGUGUCCCUGUGCAGCGGCUGCUCCUGGAAGCCCAGUCUGAUGUCGCCCUCUGGUUGCCUGUGUCUCCUCACCAUCGUUGGCGUGAUUCUCCCCACCAGAGGACAGACAUCAGAGGAGACCACAUCCAUUCCUUCAGCAGACUCAACCACUGUGAACAUUCAUGCCCUGACUCAAACCCCAGACACAGUCCAACCAGAGUCCCAGUCCACCCCUCAGACACCUCUGCAGGCUGGUGGAACAACACAGGAGCAGGCGGAGGAGACCCAGACCCCACAGCCGACGCCGAUGGAUGUGCUCCUAGCAACAGACCCGGGGACGGGCCCGAGCGGCCCAGAAGCCACUCCCUCUGCCGCUCCCACUAAAGGCACCACGCUCUCCAAGAGGCGAUCUCCAGGCAAAGACGUCAGGCCGGACGCUGCCCUCGGGCCGACUGGCCCCAGUGAGGACGACCCCUUCUCCUAUGAUGAGGACACUCUCCGGAAGCGGGGGCUAUUGGUCGCAGCUGUGCUGUUCAUCACGGGCAUCGUCAUCCUCACCAGUGGCAAGUGUAGACGGUUACCCCAAUUGUGCCGGAGUUAUAACAGGUGAGGCCAUCAGAAGUAGGGGCCGGCAGCCCAAUCGAUGGGCACCCAAGACUGAGUCCCCACUGGAUCACCGUGCCCAGCCACCUUCCUCCCUUCUCGGAGCCUAUGUAAUAGUCGGUAGAGUCCAGCCCGAGAAGGAAGACCCGGAUGGAGACAGAGCGGGGGCUGAUGGCCCAAGGUCCCUACGCUCCCAACCCCGCCCACCCUGGGGGCUGCAGGGCCCCCUGGGCGGUGUCUCCUCCUGCCCCCCCACAUUGUCCCAUUCUGUUCCGAUGAAGAGUAAAGCACUGUGGUCCUUGCC
Hyaena hyaena (striped hyena) is the source of this 1223-nucleotide messenger RNA. RefSeq names its product FXYD domain containing ion transport regulator 5 (gene FXYD5). Gene Ontology annotation, molecular function: sodium channel regulator activity. The transcript has 9 exons. Gene Ontology annotation, biological process: regulation of sodium ion transmembrane transporter activity. Gene Ontology annotation, cellular component: membrane. The record is from RefSeq and is a predicted model, not a curated record. NCBI's taxonomy places the organism in Eukaryota, Metazoa, Chordata, Mammalia, Carnivora, Hyaenidae. Bases 378 to 926 code for a protein of 182 amino acids.